This is a messenger RNA of Ogataea angusta, 1767 nucleotides long. RefSeq lists its product as uncharacterized. Bases 1 to 1767 code for a protein of 588 amino acids. The record is from RefSeq and is a predicted model, not a curated record. The transcript has a single exon. Lineage: Eukaryota; Fungi; Ascomycota; Pichiomycetes; Pichiales; Pichiaceae.
AUGCUGGUCGUCCUGCUGGUCGAGAACCUCGCCUCGUUUCUGGUGAAAAACGUGUAUCUCGUCUAUCUUGACGGGUCUGCCGUCACAGACGCGUUUCUCUACUCGGCCUACGUUCGAUAUCCCAAGACCUCGCUCAAACACCUACUGUACACCUGGUCGCCUCUCAAGAGCCGCGUGCGCCAGAUGCUGAUCUUCCGCGUCGACCACCUCGUCGACUUUGUCUACGCGACGCUCUCCAUCUACACCAUCAUGUGCAACGUCCACCCGUGGCUCCGGAAACUGGCGGCCAAGCCCCAGGACUCGUCCGUGGGUAGCAGGCUGCCCAGCAAGCCCGUCGCCAAGCCGUACACCGGCGAGCUCGCCCCAGAAACAAAGACCAUCACCGUCUCGUCGCACAUCGCCGACAGCACGAUCCCCGGCCUCGUGCGCCCGGCCUCGUCGUCGUCUGAGGAGACGGCCGACUCGCACCAGUCCGCCGACUCUGCGCCCGCGUCCUUCCCGCCCGACCACCAGAUCCUUAACAUGAACGACGUGUCGUCGGCCAGCCUGGUCGUUGCGCAGAAUUUCGAGAACUACUGCCGGCUGUUUCUGUUCCCGUCUCUGAAUUACUCCAGUCCAGCCACCCAGCCUCCCCAGACCGCCACGCUCGCCGCCAGCAGCUCCAAAGCCAAGCUGACGCCGUACGUGGAGAAACGCAUCAAGAGCAUGACCGGCCGUGUGCAGCAGCCGAUCUGGGCGUUCGUCUCCGCGGCGAAAACCAUGUUUGGCAGACCCGACCUCUACUCGGGCGAGUACUACCAGCAGAACGCGCUGGUCACCACCAACAGAGACCCGGACGGCUGGACGCGGUCGCUGGCCGACUCGGCCCAGUGUUUCAUCUGGUACACCGGCGAGACUGCCGUCGCGUUCGAGCUGCGCAACGUGUACAUAGACCAGCUGCUGGUGAUGGUGAACGGCAUCAUCUGGGAGCAGACGGCGCUGAUCGGCCUGGAGGAGCGGGAGCUCGUGAUUGUGAGCGGCCUGAGCCCGCUGUCGCAGUACGACGUGGAGUUUGUGAACGUGAACGGCAAGGACGAGCGCGAGCUCCUGGCCGCUGCCACCGUCAGCACGAUCCACAAACACCGCAUUCUGACCGAGUCCAAGCACUCGUCGCCGCUCGCGACGCUGCAGGAGUCUGUGGUGACGACGCAGGCCGCGAUCGAGCGCGAGAAAAUCAAGCUCAAGAAGCUCAAGACCGACUGGCGCAAGCGGUCGUCCGCGCUCAAGGCCGAGAUCGAGUCGCUCAACAGCCGGUCGUAUUUCACGGACGAGACGCGGAACUACAAGAAGGUCGAGUCGCUGCGCCAGGCCGUGGCCAAGAGCGAGUGCGAGAUCAGCAAGCUGUCCAAGGAGGCCGAGUGUCUGUACACGCAGCAGUCCGAGGUGGACGAGCGGUACCUGGACACGAAGCGGGCGUACGACUCGGAGAUGCGUCUGCUGCAGGCGUUCGAGAGCGCGCAUUUCGAGAAGCUCGAGACGGAAAAGGCGCGCGUCGCGGCGCUCGAGGCCGAACGGGCUCCGCUGGUGCAGAAGAAGGAGAAACUGAUCCAGAAAAAGGAACGCAUCGCCAACGACGUCAGACGGCUCGAGCUCGAGAUCGAGCAGCUCAAGACGGCAGAGGUGCGGCUGCGCCAGGAACACAGAAGUAUCCGCGCCGGCCAGCGGGCGGAAAAACACCGCGUCAUCACGAACGAAAUCAGUAAAUUCGAAAAACAGCUCCAGCAUUAG